Molecule: messenger RNA, 7363 nt
Organism: Diceros bicornis minor
Lineage: Eukaryota; Metazoa; Chordata; Mammalia; Perissodactyla; Rhinocerotidae
Product: zinc finger protein 586-like
Exons: 2
Coding region: 1850-4051 (733 amino acids)
Biological process (GO): regulation of DNA-templated transcription
Source: RefSeq, a predicted model, not a curated record
UGAAGCUCAGAGGCACUUGUACCAGGAUGUGAUGCUGGAGAACUUUGCACUCAUAUCCUCGCUGGCUUGAAGAACUCCCUUUAGCAUUUCUGGUAAGGCAGGUUGAGUGGUGAUGAAUUCCCUCAGCUUUUGUUUGCCUAGGGAAGUCUUUAGCUCUCCUUCAUUUUUGAAGGACAGCUUUGGUGGAUAAAGCAUUCUUGUUUGGCAGUUUUUUUCCUUCAGCAUUUUGAAUUUAUCACUUCACUCCCUCGUGGUCAACCUGGUUUCUGCUGAGAAAUCCACUUACAGCCUUAUGGGGUUUCCCAUGUAUGUGAUGAGUUUCUUUUCUCUUGCUGCUUUUGAAAUUCCCUUUGUCUUUGAUUUUUGAAAGUUUUUUUAUAAUGUGUCUCUGUGAGGAUCUGUUUAGAUUGAAUCUUUAUGAGGACCUAUAAGCAUCAUGUACCUGAUUGUCCACAUCCCUCUCCUGAUUUGGUAAGUUUUCAGCCAUUAUUUCUUUAAAUAAGCUUUCUCCCCCUUUCUCCCUCACUUGUCCUUGGGGCACUUCCAUAAUGUGUAUAUUAUUUCCCUUGAUGGCAUCCCAUAAUUUACAUAGUCUUUUCAGUCUUUUUUCUCCUCUGACUGGCUAACUUGAAAUGAUCUGAUUUGAGCUCACAUGUUUUUCGCCUCUUUGAUCAGUUUGGCUGUUCAUGCUCACUUUUGUAUAAUUUCAGUGUUAUAUUUUUCAUUUCAUUCAUUGUAAUCAUCACCUCCAGAAUUUAAUUCCUUAUUUUUAUUAUUUCUAUUUCUGAUUUGUUUGUUUAUUAUUUUCCUGAUUUCACUGAGUUGUCUGUGUUUUCUUGGAUCUGGCUGAGCUUCCGUAAAACAAUUAUUUUGAAUUCUUUGUCCAGCAGUUUGUAGAUCUGUUUCUUUAGGUUCACUUACUGGAAACUUAUUGUGCUCCAAUGGUGAUGUCAUGUUUCCUUGAUUUUUCAUGUUCUUUAUGGCCUUUUGUUGAUGUCUCCACAUUUGAUGGAUCAGUCACCUCCUCCAACCUUUAGGGGCUGGUUUUGGUGGAGAAAGACCUUCACCUUGGAUUGGUUGUGAGGUCACCGGCUGUAUGGGUUGUGGCGUUUUUGGCUCUGGGGAGGUCCCAGCCAUGUAAUCACCCUGAACCUCUGUCAGCUGAGGUCAGCAGUGACAAAGAUUGUAGAGAUUCUCAAUAGCCCUGGCUGCAAGAUGAACUCACAGGUACCUGGGCCUGGUGAGCCUGUGGAGGGUGUGACAUCAGGACUGUUUUCAGAUCAUACCAGGAACGUUUCCCAUUUAACCAGUGUUUUGUUGUUAUUGCCAGUCCCACACCCCAUUUCUGCUUUUCCUUCCCCAUGGUUGAUACUUUGUCUUCUAGUCAAUUCUGCUACUUGUGCUUUCAACUCUGACUUCCAGCCCAGGAAGAAUCUCCACCUCUCUAGACUUCAUAUCUCACCCAUUUUUCUCAUAACUCUUCUUCUGUUGCUCUGCAACAUUGGUUCACGUGUGCCAUAAGGUGUGCACACAUCUUACAUUGGCCUUAAACUACAGCUACUCAAUUGCAAUUGUUUUUUCCUGGGUUUAGACACAUGCUUCUACGCAGCCUCAUGUCACCACCAGUAAAGGUCCUGCAAGAAUCCUUUAGCAGAGGAGCAAGAUUUAGAAUAUGCCUCUCUUCUUUGUGUCACACUCAAUCCUGGUGUCCUUCCCCGGUGAGGUCUCCACCAUUCUUUUGCCUUAGGAGCCCAGUAAUGCCCUGAAGUCACUUCCCCAACGCCAACGGAUUCCACCUCCCUUCUCUGGAAAAGUCUAAUGUCCAUAGACUUAUUGCUAGAUGUGACAGAUGUGGUUUGUGAUGGGUUAUCACUCUCCUUCUAAAGUCAACAUGUACUUCACCAGGGUUUCUUUGCAUUCAGGUUGCUGGAGUGGAACAGAGGAUGUGGAGGCACCCUUUCAACACAGUGUUUCUGUAGGUGUGUCACAGGCCAGGACUCCCAAGGCAGGUCUGAGAAAAAGUCACUUCACCUGGGGAGAAUGCAAGAAACGCUUCAACCUUAAACACAUACCUGUUCAGGACCAGGGUGUCCACACUGGAAGACAAUGUUUUGUAUGCCGUGAAUGUGGGAGAACAUUCAGGUACAAAUCUUCAUUUGUUGUACACCAGAGAGUCCAUGCUGUAGAAAGGCUUCACAUAUGUGGAGAAUGUGGCAAAUCUUUUAGGCGAACCUCAACCCUCAGUCGGCAUCAAAGAAUUCAUUCUGGGGCAAGGCAGUGCAAGUGCAGCAAAUGUGGACAAUCCUUUAACCAAAAAUCUGUCCUCAUUUAUCCCUGGAGAAGUCACACUGAAGAAAAUUGUUACUUGUGCAGUGAAUGUGCCCAGUCUUUUAGCCGUAGUUCCACCCUUAUUCGACAACGAACAGUUCACACUGGAGAAAGGCGUUAUGAGUGCACUCAGUGUGGGAAAUCUUUUAGACGAAAAUUCUACCUCCUUGUACACUGGAGAGUUCACACUGGAGAAAGGCCUUAUGAAUGCAGUGAAUGUGGGAAAUCUUUUACCAGAAACUCGGUACUCAUUCUCCACCAGAGAGUACAUACGGGAGAAAGGCCUUUUCAUUGCAGUAAAUGUGGGAAAUCUUUUUCAUCUGGGUCCAAACUCAGUAAUCAUCAGAGAGUUCAUACAGGAGAAAGGCCUUAUGAAUGCAGUGAAUGUAGGAAAUCCUUUCUCCAAAGAUCCAAACUUGUUAUACACCAGCAAGUUCACACAGGAGAGAGGCCAUAUGAGUGCAGUGAAUGUGGGAAAUCUUUCACCACUAAGACAACCCUCCUUUAUCAUGAGAAAGUUCACACAGGAGAAAGGCCUUAUGAGUGCAGUGAAUGUGGGAAAUCCUUUAUCCAAAGAUCCAAACUUGUUAUACACCAGAGAAUUCACUCUGGAGAAAGGCCUCAUCGUUGUACUGAAUGUGGGAAAUCCUUUAUCCAAAGAUCCAACCUUGUUAAACACCAGAGAGUUCACACAGGAGAGAGGCCUUAUGAGUGCAGUGAAUGUGGGAAAUCUUUCAGCAUUAGGGGUACCCUUCGUGAUCAUCAGAGAGUUCACACUGGAGAAAGGCCCUAUGAGUGCAGCCAAUGUGGGAAAUCAUUUAGAGUAAAUUCUCAUCUCAUUCAACACUGGAGAUUUCACACUGGAGAAAAGCCUUAUAAAUGUAGUGAAUGUGGGAAAUCUUUCUCGUCUACCUCGAGUCUUCGUUAUCAUCAGAGUGUUCACACUGGGUUAAGGUCUUAUGUAUGUGUUGACUGUGGGAAAUCAUAUACCAAUAGCUCGACACUUAUUCGACACAGGAGAAUUCACACAGGAGAAAAGCCUUAUAAGUGCGGUGAAUGUGGAAAAUCCUUCUGGUGUAGUUCACAAUUCAGUGAACACCAGAGAGUUCACACUGGAGAUAGGGAUUAUGAGUGCACUGAAUGUGGGAAAUUGUAUAGGGAUCGUUCCCAACUCAAAAAACAUCAGAGAGUUCACACUGGAGAGAGGCCUUUUGAGUGUAAUGAAUGUGGGAAAUCUUAUACCAAUAGCUCAGCGCUUGCUAAACACCGGAAAAUUCACACUGGAGAAAGGCCUUAUGAGUGCACUGAAUGUGGGAAAUCAUUUAGGUAUAGUUCCCAAUUCAGUGAUCACCAGAGAGUUCACACAGGAGAAAGGCCUUAUAAGUGCAGUGAAUGUGGAAAAUCCUUCAUGAGGAGUUCACAUUACAAUCAACACUGGCGAGUUCACUCGGGAGAAAGGCCUUAUGAGUGUACUGAUUGUGGGAAAUCAUUUAGGUAUAUUUCCCAAAUCAGUAAACACCAGAGAGUCCACAUUGAGCAAAGGUGUUAUGAGUGUAGUGAAUGUGGGAAAUAUUUUGCCUGUAGCUCAACACUCAUUCAACACCAGAGAGUUCACACUGGAGAAAGGCCUUUUGAGUGCAGUGAAUGUGAGAAAUCUUUUACCCAACGCUCUGCACUCCGACAACAUGCGAGACUUCACACUGGAUCAAGGCCUUAUGAAUGAGGCCAAUGUGGGAAAUUCAUUAGCUAAAGGACUGUGUUCUUUCCACAUCAGAAAUUCACACUGCAUCAUGCCUUAUGUGUAGUGAAUGUCAAAAAUGCUUUCCUAAAACUCCAGUGUCAUUCAACACAGGAGAAUUCACAAUGUAGGAAGUCCUUAUGCUGUACCGAAUGUGGUUAAUCAUUUUUAAUUUAGCCCUUUUGAUAAUUUUGUCAUGCUAUUUCACUCUUGUUUCGAUUGCAUUGCCCUAAGGAUUCCUGAUGAGCAGUUUUUCAGAUGUUUAUUUGCUAUCUGUAAGUCUUUGAUAAAAAGUGUGCUGAUACCUUUUGCCUGUUCUUUUAUAAACUUUGGUUAUUUUCCUUUUCAUUGACAAAUAGGACAGUGAAGCAAUAAAUAUAUAUGUUGGAAUUUCACUCAUUCUCAAAUACAUCAGUGACUUCCUUUUUUAAUGAAAUAAUUGUUUUCAGUACUAGAAUAUAUCCUAAUUUUUUCUAAAAUUUUUUGUGCUGUGCACAAUGUGAUGGACACAUAUUCUUAACAUUAAUGUUCAUUGUUAACAUAUUCUCCAUCUGUUUCUUAAGUUCAGACAUUCAGUAAUACAAUAAAGUCUUCCUUUGUAGUGUUUGCUCAUUUUCCUGGUCUAUAUUGUUGGCUUGGCACUGAUGGGGGACCAGAUAGUAUCAGGAUGGAUUGGGUGUUCAAAGCCCCGUGGGGAGAGAAAGAGGACACUGAUCAGAUACCUCAGGUGCCUAAGUUUGAAUCUCAGUUCCCCGACCAUCACUGGAGCUCAAGACAAUGACUUCCUCUAGGCCAAAGUGUCCUCCUAUAAAAUGGGGCUGGGGUUGACCCUGCCUCAGGUUGUUGGAAGAGGUGAAGAGCCAAGGUGCCCAUUAACUGAGUAGCGGCUGCACCUGUGGUCUCCAUCUGUGUGCCAUGAUGAUCCCAGGGCAAGGCACCCUUUGUCCCUGCAGGCAGGAGGGGGCUGCAGCGUACUGAGGUCUCAGUGUGAGUUCCCCAAUAGGGAAUGUCUGAGUGACUCACUAGAACUUCUGGGGGCUCAGGGCACUGACUGUGUGACAUGCAGGUAAUGAUGGCAUUUACCUUGGCUUCUGUGAGGAUCAAUAAAAGGAACAAAACACACCAUCUCUUACCUGCUUUUUGAGCAUUUUCUCUUUAAUUCUCACAACAACCUGGGGAAGGGGAACUAUUACUGUAUUACUGGGAAAACUCCAGGAUCACAGAAUGAAGUGGGUUCUCCAGGUUCACACAGUGGACAAGUGCCAGAUUCAAGAGGCUGGAUUCAUACCCCUGAGUCUAGCUCCAGAGCUUGGAAAGUUUAAUCCCUUUACCUCGGCAUGUGACGCUCUCAGCCCAGGGCAGACACAUGGCAAGGACCAGGGAGGCUCAGCGGUUGCUGCUGCUGCUACUGCUGUGUUCAUUGUUGGAAUUAUUGUCAUGAUCAUUUCUCCCUAUUCCUUUGAUGUCCCAGAGCACUUACCCUCUUCCCCCAAGUUCUCAAGGGAACCCCACUGAUUCUCUCCAUUGGCUUCACCCAUGGGAGGCUUUCCUCUCAGCCAUAAUUGUUAAGUCCAGAGGCUGUAUCCUAUCUCCUUUGAGCUCAGCACAGAGCUCAGGAAUUUUGUAUUUGCAGGUGAUGCUGGAGGCCUGUUCACUCCUGGUCUCACUGGGUAAGGGCUUCCCUCUCCAUGCAGGGGAUCCACGGCCUCCUUGAUUCUGCCCUCUCAAUCAGGCCCGCAGGUUUAGAAGAGCAAUGGAGCUCACCUUUCCUCCUCCCUCUAGCUCUCACCAUGCUCUGGACCCAUGUCCUCCUUUCUAAUCUCCCUUUGUCUGAAUCAGAUGUCUUUGGGUAGAAAGCGUCUUUCUAAACAGAAACCCUCACCCCAGUGCCCAGCACAUUUGGGCCUCAGUCUGAGCUCCUUAUUCCAGAUUCCACAGGAGGGAAGCUGACUGGCUCAGCCUGGUUGGGCCAAGUGUCCCCACAGCCCAAUAGCAGGGUUGUGGGUGAGGGGCUGUUCUCAGAAGUGGGGGUGAGUCAGGCAGCACCCCUAGGAAGACAUUUGCCAGGGGUGCUCCCCAUGUAUCUUCCUAACAACACAAUCUCAGUAAAAAUGCCCUUGAGGGCUGCGCCUUCAUCCCUUGUUUCCUAAGGCUUGGGCCCAGCUCCUGCACUGGUCCAGGAGAUGAUUUUAGAGGGUGCACAGAAACAGCAUCAGGUGGUAGGCAAUGACCCCCUGAGAAAGCUGCUCCUUCUUCCUUUCUGUUUCCUUCUGAGUGUUGUCAGGAGAAAGUCUUGGAAUCGUGUUGCAUCUGUAAUGUCCCCCUAACUGUUACUAAUUUCUUUUUUCAAGAUAGGGAGCAGCCCUGAGCAGCCCCCAUGAGCUCCCUAAGAUUCAGAGCAGUAUUUUGACUAUGGUUGUGUUUUCAUGGUCAGCUUCCAUUUGUGGCAAAGUCCAAAUGGUUCUCCUAAUUAGCAGAGAGACAAGUGUGCUUUUUAGAAUACACUCUAAGACAAAUGGAAUGUGGGUUAGUUUAACAAGAAUAAAUUAGUAAGAAUGGUCACAGCUUAGGUCCCUUGAGCACAGAGAGGUGUCAGGCCUGUUGCAGACAGUGUUUAUUUCAACUCAUUUAGUUCUAAUGAAAUCCCCGUCCUCGGCACAGUAAGGAAAAUUCGGCCACUGUUGUGAGUCCCUUAGACACCUUAUUCAAUGCAGAAGAUCUUCCUUCAUGAUGAGGUGCUGUCCUCUGCUUUCUUUGCUUGUCAAAGUCCUAUCUUUUAUAAAAGUAUGAGUGAGAGUAGAUGAUAGUGGUCCAUGAAAUGUCCUUAUUGGAUCAAUUCACUGUGUGAGUUUUCUAAUUUUUUUUGUGUGUGUGAGGAAGAUCAGCUCUGUGCUGACAUCUGCCAAUCUUCCUCUUUUUUUUUUUUUUGCUGAGGAAGACUGGCCCUGGGCUAACAUCCAUGCCCAUCUUCCUCCACUUUAUCUGGGACACCGCCACAGCAUGGCUUGCCAAGCGGUACGUUGGUGCACGCCCGGGAUCUGAACUGGCAAACCCCGGGCUACCACAGCAGACUGCGCGCACUUAACCGCUUGCACCACUGGGAUGGGCCCGUGAGUUUUCUAAUUUUUAAAAAAUUUUAGAGGUUCAUGAAAUAUCUAAAUCUGGGAAUCACCAAGUUGUCUCCUCACACAGAUUCCCCUUCCCUAAGGAUUAAAUACUCCAGUCACCUACCCCGCCCCUCAUGGCCCACCUUCUUUAUGAAUGCUGGCCCCACACAGUAGCUAGGAAAUGUUUCCU